AAUAUAUGUAUAAAUGUAUAAUAGUCUUUACUUUCGUUUUAAGAUGAUUUUCACAAUGUCAGCAGUCAGCACCGUGUUAAAUCAUUCUCGCGUCAACUAGAAUCCACAGCUGGCAAUAUGAACAAGUCUCCUUUAUGCUUCAUCAAUUCAUAGAAAACAAAUACCGACACAUAAAAAUUUAUAUUAUGUCACCAAGUCCCUUUCCUUAUCCUAUUCCUGCUCUUGCUUCAUAUGUUUCUGAGGAGUUACAGUUAGAUUGAUUAAUCAGGAAAGAUUUUGUUGAAAAUUCAAACCACGUUAUUGAGAGUAGUGCUUUCAACAUGUGGUUUUCCACAUGGUCUCUAUUGUUGAAUAUAUGUUUCGUUGUCAAUGCAUUUCUCUGCAACUUCUUCAAAUUAAUUUUAAAAUCUCAUUUGGUUUGUUAAAGUUCAAGCAAACACAGCAUGGCUCCAUACAUGUGACUUUAUUUUUAGUAGAUAGGGUACACAUGAAAUUGUGGAUAGUGUCUUUUAAAGAGUAAAUUAUCAGUAUAUUUCCUAUUAAAAUGAGUGACACAAGGCCACAGGGUUCCAAUUACAUUUGUUCUCUCUGAAAAAGUAGAUUACUAGUAUUUUUUUCUGAAAUCUGUGUUUAGCUGAUGAAGAGAAUAUGAACACUGUCUCAUGUUUCAUGUACAUUUUUUUCUUUUACUUGUAUCCCUCACACCUACAACUAAUUGCUGUUGCUGACAAGGGCAGUUAUGUUCCCUCAGAGAACAUAGUUCUAAACUGUGGCUCCAGCACAUCUGGACUUCUAGAAUAUGAUGGAAGAAACUGGACCGGUGACAUUGCUUCACCACAUGUUCAUUCUAAUGCAGAACACACCAAGUCCUUAACAGCUAGAGCUCCUUCAACUCAAUCUAUUCCUGAAGUUCCCUACAUGACUGCUAGGAUCUUUCAGUCUCAAUUCGCCUACACAUUCAAUGUAACUCCAGGUCCUAAAUUCAUUCGCCUUCACUUCUACCCAGCUUCCUACUUAGAUUUCAAUGUCUCCAAUGCUUUUUUAUCAGUCACUGCUGGUAACUUCACUCUUCUCCAUAACUUCAGUGUUUCCCUCAAUGCUGAUUACCUCAACUUAGCAUAUUUCAUGAAAGAAUUCAUUGUCCAUGUAAGUGGGAGCAGUUUGGAACUUACUUUCACAGCAUCAUCUAAUGCUUCUGAUGCCUAUGCAUUUGUGAAUGGGAUUGAAGUUGUUUCUAUGCCCCUUGGUUUGUACAUUCGUGGUGAUGAUGCCAAUCUUCCUUUAGUUGGCCACUAUCCCAAAUUGUUGUACCUUUAUAAUGAUUCUGCCAUGGAAAAUUUAUACAGAUUGAAUGUAGGAGGUGAGCAAAUUCUACCUAAAUAUGAUACCGGGAUGUUUCGCACUUGGGAUACUGAUUCUGGUUACACAUUUGGGGCUUUUGGGAUUCAACCCUAUAACAUGACCGUGCCAAUUGUGUAUACAGAUGAUAUUCCAGCAUAUACUGCCCCGGAAAACGUCUACCGCACAUCACGUUCAAUGGCUACCUUUGAGAAUGGCCUUGUUAAUUUAAAUUACAAUCAAACAUGGCUUUUCCCUGUUGAUUCUGGCUUCAAUUAUCUAGUUAGGCUUCACUUCUGUGAAACUUUUCAAGAUAUAAUAAAGGAAAAUGAGGUAGUUUUCUCUGUGUUUUUGAAUAAUCAAACAGCUGAAAAGGAGUUUGAUCCAAUUGCCCUGAGUGGAGGGCCUGGAGUUGCAUUGUACCAAGACUAUGUUGUGACGGUUCCUCAAGAUAAUGAGGCAAAUCAGGAUCUGUGGCUAGAUCUGCACCCUUAUAAGUAUUCUAAACCUAUGUACUACAAUGCUUUCUUGAAUGGUGUGGAGAUUUUUAAACUGAGCAGGUUUGAUAAGAAGAAUCUUGCAGGGCUUAACCCUCCCCAAAGGAAGUUUGGAUCAGCUGAAAAAAAUGCUCCUCAUGCUGCAAAAUUAAGAAACUCAAAGAAACUCAUAUUUAUCCUUUUUGGAGUUUCACUACCAAUUCUCCUGUGCUUAGUUCUAUGCAGGUUGAAGGUGAUUAGACCUAGAAGGAUCAUAUCAUGGUUUGGUCUUGUUGCACUUCCACCUAAUCAAAUUGAAAACAAGUCAUCAUUUUCAUUGAGAGCGAUAAAAGUGGCAACAAAGAACUUUGAUGAGGCUCUACUUAUAGGCACAGGUGGAUUUGGCAGUGUCUACAAGGGUAGCUUUGAUGGUGGGGUAACUUCUGUAGCCAUAAAACGUGCCAAUCCAAUGUCAGAACAAGGUGAUAUGGAGUUUGAGACAGAGAUUAAAUUGCUCUCGCAGCUCCGGCAUAGCAACCUAGUCUCACUUUUGGGUUACUGCAAUGAAGAUGGGGAGAUGAUACUGGUCUAUGACUUCAUGGCUCAUGGAAGUCUCUAUGAUCAUCUUCAUUUGAGGCAGAGGGAUCAAGAUCAACCCCCUUUGUCAUGGAUUCAACGUCUGGAGAUAUGCAUUGGAGUUGCAAGAGGUUUGCAUUACCUGCACACUGGCACACAGCAAAGGAUCAUUCACCGCGACAUCAAGACAACAAACAUACUCUUAGAUCAAAAUUGGGUGGCCAAAAUAUCAGAUUUUGGGGUGUCAAAGUCAAGCUACAAUUCCUUAAGCACCACCAAUAUCAAGGGUACCAUUGGUUACCUAGAUCCAGAGUACUAUCAGUGCAACAAGUUGACUGAGAAAUCUGAUUUAUACUCACUUGGGGUGGUGUUAUUGGAGGUGCUGACUGCCAGGCCUGCUAUAGUUCCUGGUGAAGAUGAUGAUGAGUGUGCAAACUUGGCUGAAUGGGUUGUGUUCUGCUUUGAGAAUGGGAAUUUAGAGCAAAUAGUGGACUCCAACUUAGAAGGAAACAUAGUGAAGGAGUGCUUUGAGCUGUAUAUAGAAGUUGCAAUGAAAUGUUUGGCAGAAAGAGGGGUGGAGAGGCCAUCCAUUGGUGAGGUGCUAGAGAAACUUGUUCAGGCAUUGCAACUUCAGAAAAAUUCAGGUACUGGUGUACAUAGGAAUGAUAACACUGGUUUGCUGGGGUAUUCAGAUUUGACACCUGGUGUUGAGUUCUCUGAUAUCAUGAUGCCUGUUGGCAGGUGAAUGUGAUAUUCUGAAACCAAAUUGUAUCAAUGCAUUGCUAUUAGAUAUCAAGACUUAAUUUCUUCAAAUAGUUUGUUUGUUUUGUCAGUUAUAAGGAGUCAAAAGCAAUGACUCAUUCCUAUUUAGUGAAAAGUUGUGCAGGUU
Molecule: messenger RNA, 3279 nt
Organism: Lotus japonicus
Lineage: Eukaryota; Viridiplantae; Streptophyta; Magnoliopsida; Fabales; Fabaceae
Product: receptor-like protein kinase FERONIA
Exons: 1
Coding region: 649-3135 (828 amino acids)
Biological process (GO): protein phosphorylation
Molecular function (GO): protein kinase activity; ATP binding
Source: RefSeq, a predicted model, not a curated record